This is a messenger RNA of Periophthalmus magnuspinnatus, 3177 nucleotides long. Its product is annotated as neurotrypsin-like. The coding region runs from base 1 to 3177 and encodes 1058 amino acids. The transcript has 16 exons. The record is from RefSeq and is a predicted model, not a curated record. Gene Ontology annotation, molecular function: serine-type endopeptidase activity. Gene Ontology annotation, cellular component: membrane. Gene Ontology annotation, biological process: proteolysis. Lineage: Eukaryota; Metazoa; Chordata; Actinopteri; Gobiiformes; Gobiidae.
AUGUUGCUUUUGUUCGGGAGCGUGUGCCUGUGGAUGCCGCUGCUGGCGGAGGUGGUGGCAGACGACAGUUACCUGAAUGAAGUGCAGAACUCAGUGCCCUUGUCCUGUUCCGAGGGCUUCACUGAGCUGGGGUAUUACAAUGGCACCGUGUCGCAGACGGACUCCGGCGCCCCCUGUCUGAAGUGGACGGAGUUUCCUGACUAUGUGAUGCAGUACCCGGGGAGGGGGCUCGGGGACCACAGCUUCUGCAGGAACCCCGACCGAGAGUCCAACCCCUGGUGCUUCUUCAGGCAGAACUCUGGAGCCAUCGGCUGGGCCUACUGCGACUGCCACCAGGGAGCGGUCCAUUUGGUGGGCGGUUCCUCUCACAGCGGUCGCGUGGAGGUGUAUCUGAACGGCCAGUGGGGGGCAGUGUGUGACUCUCACUGGACACACAGAGACGCCAGUGUGGUCUGCAGACAGCUGGGACUCGGUGAUAUUGGCACCGCCCUGCAGCGCUCUGACUCCGCCUCCUCAGAGUCCGGCUCAGGCCUGUUCCAUUUCGAGCGCCUCGGUUGCCGCGGAGACGAGGACGGCGUGAGCUCCUGCCGCAGCCGGACCUUCGUCACCGGAGACUGUAGCCACGGAAACGAGGCUGGGGUCAUCUGUGCCCCUCCUGAAGGUGACGGCCCUCCCCUUCGCCUGGUGGGGGGAGAGGAGGACUUUGAGGGACGAGUGGAGGUGUUUUACGGAGGAAGGUGGGGUUCCAUCUGUGACGACCAAUGGGACGAUCGGGACGCGGAGGUGGUCUGCAGACAGCUGGGCUUCAGCGGUGUGGCCAAGGCCUGGUCCUGGGCGCAUUUCGGGCAGGGAACCGGGCCGAUCCUCCUGGACGCGGUCAGAUGCACCGGGAACGAGCUCUUCCUGGGUCAGUGUCGCCGUGGAGACUGGGAACAACACAACUGUGACCACAUGGAGGACGCCGGGGUGUCCUGCAGCCCCUAUACAGACGGCGUUGUGCGUCUGGUGGGCGGGGAUACUCCGUGGGAGGGCAGAGUGGAGGUUUUACAUAACGGAGACUGGGGAACGAUUUGUGACGACCACUGGACCCAGCAGCACGCACAGGUGAUCUGCAGACAGCUCGGAUACAGGGGCCACGCGGAGGUGGUGUCGGACGGGACGUUUGGCGAGGGCGUCGGUCUCAUCCUAUUGGACGACGUUCGCUGUGAGGGGUCAGAGGCGUCUCUUCUGGACUGUCCUCACGGGGUCUGGGGCCGGACAGACUGUGCCCACAGUGAGGACGUGGGGGUCAGAUGCAGAGGGCGAACCACCAGCCCCGACCCCAAUGAGACGCCUGUAAUAGCGCCGUCUACAGGUCCGCUGGUGCGUCUGGUGGGGGGCAGGUCUCGUGCGGAGGGCAGGGUGGAGGUGUAUCUCCAUGGCGAGUGGGGCGGGAUCUGUGACUCUGGAUGGAACGACCUGAACGCGGCGGUGGUCUGCAGACAGCUCGGACACAGUGGCAGAGCCGUAGCCGCCGCGGGGUUCGGUCAGAGCAAAGGCCCCGUUCACCUGGACCGGGUCAGGUGUACGGGGAAGGAAGAGUUUUUGGGGGAGUGCCCGUCUUUGGGUCAAAGUUCACAGGGCUGCAAACGGAGGCAGGACGCGGGGGUGAGCUGUGACGUACAACCCCACGAAGAGGAGCGAUCCCAGGGACAGGAGGCGAGCUGUGGCCUGCGCAAACUGGAGGGGAACGCCAAGACCGGAGAAGGCGACAUCAUCAGGAACACGUGGCCGUGGCAGGUGUCUGUGUGGACUCAGUCUCAGGAGGGACUCGUGGCUCUCUGCAGUGGGACUCUGGUCAGCUCCUGUUGGGCCCUGACCUCUGCGUCCUGCCUCACCAGGGCGAUCCCUCACUCUUCCCAUAUUCUGAUCCGGGUCGGUGCCACUGUCCAGACCCUCGUCCCCAAACAGGUGGUGGUUCACAGGAAGUUCAAGGGUCACCGCGGGCGACACGACUUGGCUCUGAUCCGACUGCUGAGCCCCAAAGGAAACUGCAUGUCCCUGGAUCCAAACUCCAACGCGGCGUGUCUCCCCCUGGUGGAGAGCGGAGACAAGAGCAGCCUCUCCUCGUGUGUGGUGACGGUGACGGCGGCGUGGAACAGUCCAGAGCCGGUGUUUGCGACCUGGGUCCCUCUCAUGUCGUCUUGGCAGUGUAAAAAACAAUAUGGCGACUUUUUCUACAGCCACGACAGCAUCUGCGCGGGCAGCCCCCCCAACACCACCCGCGCCCACGGCGAGGGCUGCGACAGCGGCUCCGGGGGAGGCCUGGUCUGCCUCAACGACUCGGGACGAUGGGUGUUGUCUGGGGUCGUUGCCGGGGGUAACGGGUGCAACGAGCCCGCCUCCCCUUCGAUCUACACGCGGGUCGGGCGUUUUAGAAGCUGGAUCGAUGAUGUAAUAAAUGUCAAAACGCAAGAAGAAGACGUGAUGAAUGAUUUUAAAGUUGAAGAUUGUUCCCACGACAACCGCGACCACGACGACCACAACGGCGACCACAACAACCACCACAACGACCACAACAACCACAACAACCGCUACCACGCCAACCACAACCACAAUGACCACAACAACCCUGAUGACAUAACAACCACUACCACACCAGACAACCAUGACCACAACAACUGCAACCACACCAACCACAACCACGACGACCACAACAACUACAACUGCAACCAUGCCAAUCGCGCAAACCACUCCCAUGCUAACCAUGAUGACCACACCAGCCACAACAGCAACCACGUCGACCACAACAACCACGGGCACGAGAACCACUACAACUGCAACAAUGACAACCAUGACCGCAACCACCGCAAUGACCAUGGUAACCACGACAACCACGGCUACGACGACCACAACCGCAACAGCCACUCGAACAACAAAUACAACCAUGACGCCAACCACAACCACGCUAACUACGACUACCACAACUACAACAACCACGCCAGCCACAACCAUGACGUCCAUGAUGACCAUGGCCAUGGCAACCACGACAACCACAACACAACAACCAGGACAACUAUGACCAUGGCAACCAUGAACAUGCCUACCCUGACAAAUGCAAUCAUGAAGACCACGACAACCACAACCACCUCUAAAAUGUACAGCAGUCGUGUUUCAGACUCUCAGAUGCAGCUCUGA